Molecule: messenger RNA, 477 nt
Organism: Vicia faba (fava bean)
Lineage: Eukaryota; Viridiplantae; Streptophyta; Magnoliopsida; Fabales; Fabaceae
Source: the annotation of a GenBank genome assembly
AUGUACUAUACAACCAUGAUGGUUUCAUCCUCCAAAAUUGUGUUCUUUGUGCCAAUGUUACUAACUAUUCUUGUUGCUUUGCAGGUCACUAAUGGUGAAUAUAAGUAUGAAGCCUUUUUUCCGAAAGUUGAAGUUGUGAUUAGGAACAACAUGAGUGGUACUCCAGCAGGUCUUCAUUGUAAAGAUAAAGACCAUGAUGAUGGGUUUCAUAGAAUAGAUUAUGGUGAAGCCCACACCUUCUCUGCCAUGUACGUACCUCUUUUGGGACGUGCCUUAUGGUUUUGUCGAUUUAAAUGGGGUGAAUUUGAAUUUCAAAGACAAUAUCGAUACUUUGACAUUUUUGUUCAAAAGAGAGAUCUGCACAUUUGUCCAGCACAUUGCUAUUGGUCGAUAAAUGAAUAUGGACCAUGUAGAAUUUGCGAAACAACUUUCGAAUGCUAUCCUUGGAAUGAUGAGAAUAAUGCUCUUAAUGUGUAA